Molecule: messenger RNA, 5193 nt
Organism: Cladocopium goreaui
Lineage: Eukaryota; Dinophyceae; Suessiales; Symbiodiniaceae
Source: the annotation of a GenBank genome assembly
GAUUUUUUCCUGCUGGAUCCCCUUGCUUUUUGAUCCUGGGCAUGACCUCAGCUUCGGUGGUCACGUCGAGCGAUGUGAUCCAGUGCCUGCUGCCGGCCACGUUUGAGACUGCCAUCGCUGCUGUGCGGCAGGCGCUGCCGGAGGAACGUUGGGACAAUGUGCUGCUGUCAUGUGGAGUUCACCAGGUAGAACCAGGCAAGGCCUUGGACAACUCCACGUAUGCGCUCGUCAGCUAUGAUGCCCUCGGCACCUCUGCCGUCUCCAUCGCGAAAACUGAGCAUUGUGGGAUCACCAUGCAGCAACUGCUACAGAUCGAGAAGUUCAUCCAGAAGCAUGUCCGUUUUUGGGUGGAAGCGUUUCGACAGAGCCCCAGCUUCGGUUUGCCAUUGGAGUUCGAGAAAUUCAACCUGCACCAUGCGUGUCACUGGAUCAUUUCGCCUGCCACGCGCAAGCUCUGCUGCAGCCUGGUGGAGCUAGUGGCAACGGAUGCUGACGCACAGUAUCCAUGGUGGUUUGUGAGCCACGCAUGGCAGGAAGCCAUCUUCAAAUUCGUGGCUUGUCUUCGGCAGCAUGCCGCGCUGCGAAAUGUGGCGGAUGGCGCGUACUGGGUGUGCGCCUACGCAAAUAAUCAGCACAGGCUCAAGGAAGAAAUCUGUGCAAAUCCCCGCUCAACUUCAUUUUAUCGCGCGAUGCAAUUAUCCAUAGGCAUCGUACUGAUCUUGGAUGAGAAAGCGACGCCUUUCACAAGGAUUUGGUGCUGUUUUGAGGAAAGCAUCGCCGUGGAAGAACGCAAUGCUGGGAUGCCCCUGCUCCUGGAUGUGGCUGCGACUGAUCCUGCCAACGAGGCGCACGUGCUGACUGAUGGCUUGGCGGCCGCAGAGGCGUCCCGGAUGCCGCUGCUUGGUUUUCUAGCCAAGUCUGUGCGAGAAGCGGCCUUCCCCACACCACUGGUGCAGAAGGGCUUGGACGUUGACAUCGCGCAAGCCGAUGCCAGCCUAGCGUCAGACAAGACCGCCAUCCUGAAUUCCAUCAGGUUGCCACGCGCAAGGACCAAGGUACUCUCUGACUCCGCACCAUUGGAAGAUCCAAAUUAUACGGCUGUGAACCAGGCGUUGGCGGCGCACUUUGCACUGGCGUCGUGGUUCGGCUUCGUGGCGAAACGCCAUUCGUUCGACUCCAAGGUUUUAGAGCGACUCCUGAGCGCCCUGGCGGCAGACAGCUUUCGGAGAGUGGUGCAGCUGUCCUUCACGGGCUGCCGUGGCUUCACAGAUGCGGAGCUGAGCCAGCUGCUGCGGCACCUUCCCAGGCAGCUGCUGCUGCUUCGUUUGGAUAUGGGCUUCAGUGGAGUCCAAUGCUGGGCUUUCCCAGAGGUCGAGGAGAUGGAGAUGCCUCCACUGCAGGAACUCAGCCUGCGCUUCACGGGCUCCCACCUGGCGAACGCUUCGGGCUUGGGGCAGAUGCUCGGUGCCGAGCCGAUGUCGCAGUCACUGCGCUCUGUGCAGCUCUGGUUUUCCAAUUUGCCGUCCUUGGUGGAGCUGGGCUCAUGGGAGCCUCUCACGAAGCUGAAACUGGAAGAAUUGGUGUUGCAGCUGAACGCUUGCGAGGCCGUCACUGACGAAGCCAAGCAAUCCUUGUAUGAUUGCGUCCAACGUCUGAAACGUCGUCAGAGAGGAUUGGAACUGCGAUUGACGAUCGAGGGUGUGGCUGAGCGAUCAUGGCCCUGGGUGCCAUGUCAGAGGCCAGCUGUCAAGGAUGUGGAGUUGGCAGGCGGCAAGAGUGUGGACGAGUUGGAGAAUUUUGGAAGUGAGACUCUACCGUUCCCAUGUAGCUACGGCGGCUGCGACAUCUUCCAUUCGAACUUGAGUGGCUUUUGCCCCAAGCACCGCAUGUGGCGGCAUUGUUGGAAGUUGGGGCGCGUUUGGCAGACAGCUUGGUGCUGGACCGAGCUCAGCUUGCUCUUCGCGAUCCAGGCCGCAGCCGAGAUCGAGCAUCGCGCCACGCUGGUGGCCAUCCUGCUCUCGUUGUAUCCGGUGUUCUGCUUGUCAUUGGAGGAGUCUGUGGGAAUUCCAUGGGCCAUCACUUGCGCAUUGCUCUUGGUCGCGGUGAUUUGCAGCUUGGUAACUACCAGCGUGCGCUUUGACAACAUGCGAGAACAGAUUCUAAAGCAAUCAGUGGCAACAGAAGCAAGCUACUCUCAGGUGUUGCAGUUGCCAGAUUCUGGCAACAUGCUUCGAGUUCCUACCAUGGCGGGCUGCAGCUACCCAGAUUCAAGCGUUUUGCAUCAACGAAGCACCGACUUGAGUAGGAUUUACAGGGAUGCGCAAAGCCGCCUUCCUCUCUUUCAGAGAGCCAUGAAGUUGGUGCUUCCCAAUGCAACUGUGAAGAUCAAACUCUUGACGCAUUUGAGCAACGAAGAGCAGCAAAGCCCAGAGAAAGUGUUGGAUGCCCUGCGAUGUGAACUGGUGUGCGAAGACAUGCUGGGAGUGCAGGAGGCGUUCAAGGGCUUGGAGGACAGAAUCCAGAGCGAAGACUUGGCCUCCCUGCAAAUCGCUGCAGUUCAGGAUACCUUUGCGGAGAUGAGCGGCCACAAGUGCUGCCAGGUGAUCCUGCAGAUGGAGAAUUAUUUUGCCUCGGUUUUUCUCAUGGAUGCGUUCCUCACGAGGAUGGACAAUGAGCUGAGCAGCGUGACAAAGUUGGCUGCGCAGUUUGGGUUGCUAGAUGACAUGAAAUCCAAGUGGGAGACUUCAUCAAGGCUUUGGAAUUCCGUGUCUGACGUUCGCAGACCUUUGGUCCUUGUAGGGACCAUUUUCUUGCAAGUUCUGGCUUUGGCCAUGUCGAUGUUCAUGGCGCUUCAAUAUUUCCUACGCUAUGCUCACAGGAUCCGGCCCCAAUUGCCUGACUUGGUUUUGGAUGGCUUGCUGCUGGACAGAGGAGAGGAGUCCGGUGAGACUAUCCUGGAGGCCAUAUUUUUGGCACUGCCCUACCUCGUUUUGGUGGCCGUUUUCCUGCAGCAGUUGGUGUGUCGGAAGCAAAGCAGGAAAAGGCCUCAACCGACGAAGAUCCUGUACGAGCGAUAUUUUGGGCUGCGCGGAGUUUACUACCCCGUCAAGGUGGCGAUUUUGCAAGGUCUCACCGUCAUGGUGCAAGCCUUUGGAAAAAUCUCCUUGUUGGGGGGCCUCGUCACCUUUGCCCAAGAAGAGCAGGACGCGACUGCCAUUCUUUGGCUUAGUGUUGGCUUCUGGGCUUUCUUUGCUCUGCUGUGUUGGAACAGUCUCUAUCCCGCCUUUCUUCUUAUGUUCCCUGACACUGCCUGGGCUCGAAUUGGAGCAGCAUUUACGGAUGCUGCUCUGGACCUUGGCUACAUCUUGACCUACCUGGGUAUGGUCUUGGUGGCCAUGCUGCGAUUGCGGACAGCCUCCGAAGGUUGGGGAAAUUUUGGCGAGGACUUGACGUUGCAAUUCAGCAAUCGCAUCAGCCCCGUGUUCGCUUUUCCCACCGACCUAUUGGGCUAUUGCGCCGUGUAUUUCAACUUGGCGCAUGCAUGCUGCAUUGCACACAUUUUGCAGCACACUACUUGGCGUUUGCCAGUGCGACCCAGGGGCGAGCGCCAAAAGUCUCGAUGCCUUCCAAGACUAUUUGGGUGCUCCCUUUCCAUUGGGCUUCUGUCGAUGCUGAUGACGCUCCUUGUGACGCAGGAAGUCUUCCCAAUGACCCAUGGACGGGAUUUCACGUGUUUCCCGUGCAAUUGCGCUAAAAAUGUUGGCUCGGCCGGCCAACAGAUUAGCAGCUGCAACCUUGCAGUCGUCCUCAGACAGACGCAGGUGAACCUCGCUGCGAAGAACAUCACUGCCGUGGACCCAAAGGCUUUCAGCAAACUCGGACAUGUGCAGCGCCUGUCAUUGGCGAACAACAGCUUGAUCCAUCUGCCUCCGGGCCUUUUCGAAGGUCUAUCAUCAUUGGAGCAGUUGGACUUGACACGAGUUAAGCUGGAAACAAUGCACGGAGAUUCUCUUCGGGGCUUAAAGCACCUGAAACUAUUAGCGAUGAGCGAGAACCAGCUCACCGAGCUCUCGGCCGCAAUGCUCCGACACCUGCCGCUGUUGGAGCAGCUGCUCCUGGGCGGCAAAAGAUCCGAGGACGGGACCCGCCUCAUCUCGGCGGGCAAUUUCAUCACGGAGCUCGGGGCCAUCUUCGGACACAACGAACAGCUGCAGGUGAUCGACUUCAGCAGCAACUGGCUAAGGAAGAUCCACCCGGGCACCUUUGCAGGACUAAAGAAGCUCCGAUGGCUCAGCUUAGGGUUGAACUUCUUGACGACAAUUCCUGCGGGAGCAUUCCAAGGACUUGAGCAACUGCAGACACUCUAUCUGGCCGGCAACCAGUUGACGACAAUUCCUGCGGAAACAUUCCAAGGACUUGAGCAACUGCAGGAACUCAAUCUGAACAACAACCAGUUGACGACAAUUCCUGCAAGAACAUUCCAAGGACUUGGUCAACUGCAGACACUCGAUCUGCGCGGCAACGAGUUGACAACAAUUCCUGCGGGCACAUUCCAAGGACUUGGUCAACUGCAAACACUCGAUCUGGGGGUCAACUGGUUGAAGACAAUUCCUGCGGGAACAUUCCAAGGACUUGAGCAACUGCAGACACUCUAUCUGGCCGGCAACCAGUUGACGACAAUUCCUGCGGAAACAUUCCAAGGACUUGAGCAACUGCAGGAACUCUAUCUGAACGACAACCAGUUGACGACAAUUCCUGCGGGAACAUUCCAAGGACUUGAGCAACUAGAGAUACUCUCUCUGGAGUACAACCAGUUGACGACAAUUCCUGCGGGAAUUUUCCAAGGACUUGAGCAACUGCAGAAACUCGUUCUGUACCGCAACCAGUUGACGACAAUGCCUGCGGGAACAUUCCAAGGACUUGAGCAACUGCAGACACUCGAUCUGAGCAGCAACAGGUUGACGACAAUGCCUGCGGGAACAUUCCAAGGACUUGAGCAACUGCAGACACUCGAUCUGUACGGCAACCCUUGGAAUUCGUCGAGUGUUUGCAUUAAUUCUUCCUCGCUUCCGUUGCUGAAUGAUUUGUGGGGCGUAAGCUUUUGCUAAAAUGUUUAGGGACGGGGCGCUUGAAGUGCAUCUGGCCCUUAUGCAAUCGCAGUUUUGGAAGCGCCACGGCAAGCGCAGAAAAGAA